This is a messenger RNA of Cheilinus undulatus (humphead wrasse), 4949 nucleotides long. RefSeq names its product GTPase IMAP family member 9-like. The coding region runs from base 748 to 2307 and encodes 519 amino acids. Lineage: Eukaryota; Metazoa; Chordata; Actinopteri; Labriformes; Labridae. The record is from RefSeq and is a predicted model, not a curated record. The transcript has 3 exons. Gene Ontology annotation, molecular function: GTP binding.
UCAGGAUGUUGCAGAUUUUAUCCUACUUCUCAUGAAACUACAUAGUUUUUAAGGUUAAAUAAUCUAAGUGGUUAAUGAUCCAAACAAACAACAAUUGCAGGAUGCCCACUGAGAGACUUUAUUGUGCAAAUGGGAAACACAUUAAAGUGGUCCGUUAGGAAAAGAAAAGAGAGUUUGGCCUAUUGAUCACGAGUCUGCAAACUCCCAUGCUGCUUUAUUUAAAAUGGUUCACUUCCGAUAUACUUAUUUAAGCAGUUUAGGCCAGCAGUAAGAAAAAAAACAUGUAUUCUGGGGAAAAACGUGCUUUUGCAUUUAUAUGGAACUUACAAGCAAGUUAAUGCAAUGUACUUCUAUAUGUGUACGACCAAACAAAAGAUAGCAAAUUAUAUUUUCCAUGGAUUUUUCCUACGAAAUUCCUACAUUAAAGAUGUUUUCUGCACCCUUUUGGCCCACUUACUACUUGUGAGCAUUGUAGGGAAUGACUGGUUUAGAAGGAACCUAAUGCAUGACUUGCAACAUGAGAAAGAAGUAAUGGCCCAGUAGCUUGCUCAUUCCUGCAUAUACUGUGGAAUGCACUUCCUUGACAACAAAUCUGCCGGUCACAGAAGAAAUGUGUUCAUCAGGAAGCAUCUCAUUUAUCUUCCUUCCCUCAUUAUGCUGGUUUUGGAGCCAGAGAAUCCAGUUUCUUGAGCUACCUUGAGCUGACAGGGAUCUUAAAGCAGACCUGUAGGAGCACCUGCAAAAGACAUGGCACACAACCGUGUAAGAAACGCCAAUCAGAUGGUGGUGAUAUCCACAGUAGAGGAAUGGCUCUCCUUCAAGUCACUGCUGCAGACCUGCUCUGGUGAUAAACACGUGCAGCUAACUUUUAGUUCUCAGGCAUCAAAUCAGGCCUGUGACUUGGCUGUAGAUGGUCACUCAGCCAGCUUGCACUAUGCAGAGUUUAAAGAAGAUAUGAAUGAGGCUGACAUCAGUUUGGCACUAGACGCCUGCUUUAAAUCAUGCACGGAUGGAAUCUGCACUUUUUUGCUGCUGAUCCAAGGUGGACAUUAUACAGAAAAGGAGAGAAGAAUGCUUGAGAUUCUGCAGGCCAACUUUGGAGAGGAGGCUUUCAAAUACUUGGUGGUCCUGUCUCUGGAAGAUGCAAAAGUUACCAACACAAUGGACGACGGCCUCCUUGAGUUGAUAAACAUGUGUGGCGGAAGGUUCUGUCAAAUCACAUCAUCUGCAGCACGAGACAAACUGCGCUCUCUACUCUUGAUGGUCGACCGCAUGCUGACUGAGAGUGGCAUAACGGGUUACACCGACAACAUGUUGACUGAAGCUAAGAAAAGGAGCACAGAGGACUUGGCCACAAAGGUUCUGAAACAGAAGAUGAAAGAGGCAGAGGAAAAGGAGCAAGCCUUUAAUACAAUGGUUCAACAACAGGAGGAGAGACGAGCCAAAGAGAUGGAGGAGCUGAAGGCAAAGCAUACAGAGGAGAGAAAGAAGGAGGCAGCUGAAAGGAAGAUAUAUGAGAAGAGAACAGCGAGCUUGGAGGAGGCUAUGAUGAGCCACAGAGCCAUGCUGCAGCUCAAGAUGAAUGCCUCUGAUGAUGACGACACAGAGAAGAUAUCAGUUGUUUUCCUGGGUAUCUCUGGCAGCGGGAAGUCCUCAGCUCUAAAUCUAAUCCUAGAGAGAGCAGGUAAUCAAUACUCAAUCUCUGACUCUAUCCAUGAGACCACCCAGCCCACCUUCUCCUGUGAGAGGAAACAGGUGUUUGCAGCUGGGAGGAAACUCAUCCUGGUGGACACCCCCGAGCUGUGGGACGAGGACGGGGUGGAGGAUCUGGAGCUGGUGAAGGACUGUCUUUCUUUGUCCUUACCUGGACCCCACAUCUUCCUACUGGUGCUCCAAGUGGGUCGUUUCACCCAGGGCGAGUGUGAGAUGCUCCUGCACCUGCAGAGGAUCUUUGGACGAGAAUUUGCCGAGUACACCGUCGUCCUCUUCGUCAGCUUUGAUGGCAGCCAGCACAAGCUUCAGAGGAUUGAUGACUACGUGGCCAAUGCCCAUGAAACCCUGCAGGAUCUGGUCAGGAAGUGCGGGAGUAGGUAUUAUGAGCUGAGUGCAACAAAGUCCCAGAAUGCUUUGAGCUUCCCUCAGGUGAAAGACCUGCUGUCAGGAAUCAACAAGCUGGUGGCUUCACAUGGAGGCCGGCCCUACCCAGUGAGAAGAUUUACUGAGCAGGAGCUGCAGGAGAGGAGGAGAGGGAUAGAGGAGAGGAAGGAGGAGGCUUUGGAAGUAAACUACUUAUUGAAAGAUGCUUGAUUUUAGUCAUCGAAGACAUGCAAUGCUACAAAAUCAAAUGCACAAGAGUCAGUCCUGCAGGGGUUUAGGAAAUUCAGAAAUUUGCAGUGGCAUUGCUUUUCUUCAUGCUGUCAUUCUAGUUUGCUUUUAAAUGAUUGUGAAUGUCUUUUUGGGGUGUUUUUCAGGGAAUUUAAGUUCAUUAAAUUCUCAACUUAGCACAGUUUGAUGAAAUUCUUGUCUUGUUUUUGGGUAAACAAAACAUCUAAAGUAUUAAAACUUUUGCCAGUAAUACUCUACAAAAAGAUAAACAAAAAAAGGUAAGGUUAGUAAAGCUUCACUAAAAUUGUCAUUGAUACUGAGUAACGAUAAAGUAAAGAACUUUGCAUUCACAAGGGGAUAAAUCUAUGAAAGCCCAUUUCUCUCACUUAACAAAAUGAAAGGUGGGUCAUUAUUUAAAAAAAAAAAAAUCUUGAAUCAAAAUUAAGAGAUAAAGAGGCAAAAUGUGAGAUUAAAAAUUUAAAUCAUAAGAUAAAAAGUUAAAAUUAUGAUAUAGAAAGUAAAAAAAAUAAUAAAAGGUGAGAUUAUGAAAUAGAUUAAAAUUAUGAGAUACCAAGUCAGAACUAUAAGAUAAAACGCAAAAUUUGAGAUAGUCAAGAUUAUAGAAUAAAGGGAAAAAAUAUGAGAAGAAGAAACAUAAGAAAACAGUCAACAAUAUGCAAAAAAGUCUAAAUUAUAAGAUAAAGGCAUUAAUGGCAAGAAAAAUCAAAGUUAUGAGAGAGAAAGUAAAAAAAAAUAAGAUGAAAAGUGUGAAUUUAGAGAUAUAAAGGUGAAAUUAUUUGAUAAAAAUGAAAUUCUGAGAUAUAAAGUUAAUACUUUGAGAUAAAAAAAAAAACCUGUGAGUUAAAAAGUCAGUUAUGAGAGCAAAUGUCAAAAUUAAGAAUAGAUAAGAUGAAAAUUUUAAAUAAAAAGACAAAAUUAAUGGAUGCUUAGCUAAAUUCUAAAUUAUUGAUAUCAUAUUUGAGAUAUUAAGUCAUAACUAUGAUAUUUAAGUCAAAAUUAAGCAGAAAGAUGUCAAAUUUUGAGACUAAGUCAUAUUCAUGACAUAAGAAGUUGAAAAUUAAAUGUAAAAAUAACAAGCUAAAAGGCAAAAUUAUGAGAUAGAAAGUAGAAGUUAUAAGAAAAAUGGUGCUCUUGUGAGCUGUAGUAAAUUUGAUUAUGAAAUCAAAAGUUGAAAUUAGAAGAUUUAAAUUCAUAAUCAUGACAAAGUCAUAAUAUUAGUUUAGUAAUAAUAUCAUUGUGAGAUAGCCAAUUCUAUCUGAGAGAAAUUACAAAAUUCAGAGAAAAAAAUGUUAAAAUGAUGAGCUAAAAAGUCAUUUUAUAAAACAGUUUAAAUCAUGAGAAAAAAAGUCAAAAUUGUCAUGGAGGAUGUUAACAUAUAGGUGUGAAUAAGUCAGCCAUUAUUAUAAGAUAAUGCCUUUUCUAAUUAAAAAAAUACAACUUUGACUUAUUUACUCGAUAAUGACUUACCAUCUCAUUAUGUUUACUUUUAACUCGUUUUUAUUUAGUAAUUUUGAGCUUUUAUUUAAUAAUUUUGACACGUUUCAUAAUUAUAACUUACCAUAUCAUACUUUUGACUGUUUUUCAAUAAUUAUGACUUACUUUUGCAUAAUUCAGAGGUUGGAUUUCUAUUUUUAAGAUAUUUUUUUCUUUUUUAAACAGUGGCACAAAAAUGAGCAACUAACAGCUAGUUAACCUGGAAACAAAUGAGUUUCUACCUGGUGGUUUUUGGAAGAAUAAAAAAAAAAAAAAAAAACCAUCAUUCAUUAAUUCAUUAAUCUAUAAUAAAAUUAUCGUGGACGCUAUGUAAUAUGAAGCACUAAGUUCCUGUGAACCAGGAAGUGAAUGAGGAAGUAGCAGCUAGUUAACCAGGAAAAGAAUGAAGCACUAUUUAACCAUUAGUUAACAUGUAGACAGUGGAUAACUCAAUAUCAAAUGUACGCAGUACUGAAUGAUUGCUUAAUAGAAAAGAAUGUUAGAUAAAAUAAUACUUUUUGUAUUUUCAGAGAAUUAGUGACACCAUAUUUGCAAGUUACUAUUUGCCAGUGGUUAAAUUGUGGAUAAAUCUUUUUAAAUCUUACAAAGUCACUGAUUUCUUUCAGUUUAUGAUCAUAUUGGCUUGCCACUUCAGACUUAAUCAUUCCUUAAUGACUGUCAGUGGUGAAUAAAGUUACCCUCUUAUUCUAAGUAUGAUAGUGGGUUGCUGCUCAUAUGCUUUAUCCCUUCUGGUUCCCUGGUUAACUUCCUGUAAUUAGUUACUUUUUCACUAUACAUGCCAGUUUUUCUUUUUACUCUUUCAGUAAAUACAAAGUAAAUAAGAAUUAUAUUUUUGAUAAAUGAGUUUUAUGCCUAAAGAGCAUAUGAAGGGAUGUUUUUAACUGUGCAUACAUGUCGUGCUGAGACUUAAAUGGUGGUGCUGUGGGGAUUUUCCAAACUAAAGGGGAGCAGAACACAUCAGACAUUUCCAUGCUUAUGUUUAUCAGUAUAGGGCAGAGCUGGGAGGGAAAAUAGAUGUACUUUCCCAUGAUGUGAGGACUAAUCUGACUGGUUUAUGAGAUUUGCUUGCUGAUAUCUUGAUUGCUUAACAGUUAUUUCCUCAAACAUGA